CGGGGCGAGACCGGAGGGCGGCGAGGUAACUUUGGCGCCUGCGCAAAGACCCCGGACUCCUAAGCUGCUCCCUCUCAAGUCUUGGCGGCAGCGGCAGCUCGCACGCACAGCUUGAGUCUCUUCGCUCCAGUGAGACGCCGGGCUCGGCCAUGAACCGGUGCGCUGAGGCGGCGGCGGUGGCGGCCUCGGGGCCCGGCGCGGGCGUCGGGAACGCGGGGUUGCGGCCGCCCAUAGUGCCCCGCCAGGCGUCCUUCUUCCCGCCGCCCGUGCGCAACCCCUUCGUGCAGCAGACACGGUUGGGCGCGGCGAGGCGCAUCCAGAUUUUCUUUCUUGGAAUUAUCCUGCUUCCAAUUCGUGCCCUGUUGCUUGCAUUAAUUUUAUUACUGGCGUGGCCAUUUGCUGCAAUUUCAACAGCAUGCUGUCCUGAAAAGCUGACCCACCCAAUAACUGGUUGGAAGAGGAAAAUUACUCAGCCAGUCUUGAAGUUUCUAGGCCAUGCCAUGUUCUUUUCAAUGGGAUUUAUAGUUACCGUGAAAGGAAAGAUCGCAAGUCCUGUGGAAGCACCAAUUUUUGUUGUUGCCCCUCAUUCAACAUUCUUUGAUGGAAUUGCGUGUGUUGUGGCUGGGUUACCUUCUAUAGUAUCUAGACAUGAGAAUGUGCAGGUGCCUCUGAUUGGCAGAAUAUUGCAGGCUCUGCAACCAGUGUUGGUGUCCCGUGUAGAUCCGGAUUCUCGAAAAAACACAAUAAAUGAAAUAAUAAGGCGGGCCGCAUCAGGAGGGGAAUGGCCCCAGAUACUAGUUUUCCCAGAAGGUACUUGUACUAAUCGUUCCUGUUUGAUUACUUUUAAACCAGGGGCCUUCAUUCCAGGAGUUCCAGUGCAGCCAGUUCUCCUCAGAUACCCAAACAAGCUGGAUACUGUGACAUGGACAUGGCAAGGAUAUACAUUCAUUCAACUUUGUGUGCUCACUUUCUGCCAGCCCCUCACAAAGGUGGAAGUUGAGUUUAUGCCUGUUCAAAUACCAAAUGAUGAAGAAAAAAGUGAUCCUGUCCUUUUUGCCAGUAGAGUCCGGAAUUUAAUGGCAGAAGCUCUGAGAAUUCCAGUAACAGAUCACACCUAUGAAGACUGCAGAUUGAUGAUUUCAGCAGGACAGCUAACACUGCCUAUGGAAGCUGGGUUGGUGGAAUUUACCAAAAUCAGCCGGAAAUUGAAAUUAGAUUGGGAUGGGAUUCGUAAGCAUUUGGAUGAAUAUGCCUCUAUUGCAAGUUCCUCUAAAGGAGGAAGAAUCGGAAUUGAAGAAUUUGCGGAGUAUUUGAAGCUGCCUGUAUCAGAUGUCUUGAGACAACUUUUUGCACUCUUUGACAGGAACCAUGAUGGCAGUAUCGACUUCCGAGAGUAUGUAAUUGGCCUGGCUGUCCUGUGCAACCCUGCCAACACAGAGGAGAUCAUCCAGGUGGCAUUUAAGCUCUUUGAUGUUGAUGAGGAUGGAUUCAUAACAGAGGAAGAGUUCGCCACCAUUCUGCAGGCUUCCCUUGGAGUGCCUGACCUUGAUGUUUCUGGUCUCUUCAAGGAAAUAGCCCAGGGGGAUUCUGUUUCGUAUGAGGAAUUUAAAAGUUUUGCCCUAAAGCAUCCAGAAUAUGCUAAGAUAUUUACAACCUACUUAGACCUCCAGACGUGCCAUGUGUUUUCAUUACCAAAAGAAGUCCAAGCAACUCCCUCAGUCGUAAGUAAUAAAGUCAGCCGUGAAAGUCAUGAAGAGAGUACCUCAGACAAAAAGGACGACUGAAAGCAAACAUUCCUAAUAAGGAAAAUGCUGUGGCUUUUACUUGAAAUUUCAAAGGCGUUUAUUGAUAGUAUUUUAUUUGUGAUUGAGUAAUGAUGUUUAAAAUAGAAAGCUUUUUUUAAAAAAAUGAUAGAUUUUCUUAUUGAAAUGCUUCUAUUCACAUGUGUUUAUCAAGUAAUAUUCAUUUUUCUUUUACAUUAUAUUUUGCUAUACUGGCGAUAAAGAUGUUUUCAUGGAUUUUCCAGGUUAAUUUGCAUAUCCAUAUGAAUGAAAUGGUCUCCCUUAUUUACUGAUGAGCAUUAAUCAAUGCUGCAAAAAGUUUUAAAAGUAUAAAUAAUUUUUCAUCUACUUUCCUCUAAAGAAAUAAGGUUAGCUUUAAUCCCUUCCCAUUCUAGAAAUAAAAAUGAAGAGUCCGAGGAACAUUGCAGAAUUUUAUACCUUUAACUUCACAGAUUCAUUUUUUCCAUUUGCAUUUCAGUUUCUUGGAUAACUGAACAUGGGGGGAUUGGAAGGGAGAGCUCCGCUACUUAGAUGAGACUUCUUAAAAACUCAUAUUCUCUUGACCAUGCAUCCCUAUUGUAGAUUUCCUUAACCACCUGCUAAGGAGAUCAUAACCUUUUGCAUGAUCUACAGAUUUAGAACUUUGUUUUAAAGACAACAGCUAUGGCCAAAGGCUAUGUGGGAAUUGCCUUAUUGAAGGUAACAUUAAUUGCCUAAUGAGAAAAAUUGUUUGCCACAGAGUUUAGUUUAAUUUGAGUUGGGUAGUUUAGAAUGUAGCCCUUGCCCAGUAAAUGAAUCAGAUUUACUUUAUUUAUAUAUUAUUAGAAUUAAUAUAUUUUAUCAUCUAAAUGGGAGUUUUAUUUUAUUAAGUGUCCUCUCAAAUUUUAGAGCUUGCCUGAAAUAUCUACAGGGAAAAUAUGAAAGGUUCCAAAGUAUCACCAAAAGCUAAGGAAUCCAAAAACCUACUUUAUUAAUGCACGACCAUGAUUUAACCUCCAGGCAGGAAUUUAACAGUGAUAUUUUUUUCCUUUAGGUUAAGCAAUAAUUUCCCUCAAGUGCCAUUUUAUUAUAUGUCACACAUGCUUACUAAAAAGUUUUAUCCUUAAGUGUGAAGGAUGAAACAGUAUGAUUGUUUGCUUUUUACAUAUCUUAAGCUAUUUAGACAAAGCAUUGAAUAAGCUGAAAACAAUUUCUUAAGUAAUUAGGAAAGUACCUCUUUAUAAUAUUGGUUGUCAUAUGCUAUUGAAUGUAUGUAUUACUCAGGUACCAUGAUUUUUAUCAUAGAAAACCCACAUAUUAAUUCCAUUAAUCAUGAAAAAGCAGCAUUUUAAAUUACAAGCUUUCUGUGAGGCUCUUGAAAGUGAUCCCAUUGUUUUCCUGUUUCAAAGUAAUAUUUUAUGUUCUUUAAUUCCACUU
Kogia breviceps (pygmy sperm whale) is the source of this 3197-nucleotide messenger RNA. RefSeq names its product lysophosphatidylcholine acyltransferase 2 (gene LPCAT2). The record is from RefSeq and is a predicted model, not a curated record. NCBI's taxonomy places the organism in Eukaryota, Metazoa, Chordata, Mammalia, Artiodactyla, Physeteridae. Gene Ontology annotation, molecular function: 1-acylglycerophosphocholine O-acyltransferase activity; lysophosphatidic acid acyltransferase activity; calcium ion binding. Gene Ontology annotation, cellular component: endoplasmic reticulum.